UGAUGAAGAUGAGGGCUGUCCAGGGCAGCGGAGACUACUGCCUCCUGAAGAUUUUUCAUUAGCAGAGAGUUUGUCUCCUCAGACAGAAGAGACAGAGGACGGCGAACCUGCAAAGAGUUUUCAAGCAAGUAUUGAAGAGAGGAUGGGGUACCCCUCAAUCAGCAGCCUUGAUGAGCCUGCUGCCUCGCGGAUGUUCAAGCAUUUGGUGAUGUUUGGGGGAGCGAUGGAGAUAACCAGACCCCUCACCGUUCAAGGGGAUGUGGAUAAGCCAGUCUUAGGGACUUAUCUGGUAACAUGUGAUCCAAAAUAUCCACUGACCGCUGUUGAGUCUGUUUAUUCUCUUCAAAAAUCUAUUCGGGAGGACGUCGCCACUCUUCUAGCGGAGAACGUCUCCAAUGCUCUAGAGAGUUUGAUGUUUUCUGAGGAUUCAGGGAAGAACCCUAUCUGUUCAAUGAACGUCAGGAAGUUCGGCCAUUUGGAGGUCCAGCUGCUGAACUCGGUACAGCACAGUCCUUUGGAUGCGCCUGCCCCCUCUUCUUCUGCACAGCGUCCAUUGAUUCCUGUUAAGGAGGAGAUGAAGGUAACAACGACGGCGGAGGCAGCGGAGCAGAUAGAUGAGAAGAUAUCCAGAGGAAGAGGGGUUUUGACGUGCCAUUUGGAAGACAUGGAUCUGACUGUCGUGGUCACCCAACCUUUCUUUGAGUGCAUGGAGAGCAGAGACAGCCGAGAAGUAGAGCCCAUGAAGUAA
Molecule: messenger RNA, 748 nt
Organism: Eimeria acervulina
Lineage: Eukaryota; Apicomplexa; Conoidasida; Eucoccidiorida; Eimeriidae
Exons: 10
Source: RefSeq, a predicted model, not a curated record